UUGACAAAAGUUGAAAGAUGAACCAAAUUUUAACAAAAAAUCUUCAUGACGGCAGUGAAAGGCAAGGGAUCAGAGCCCCAAUUCGGUUACAGGGAGAUGAAUCCAAGAUGGGCGAUCUGAAUCUGGACAACCGAAAUAGCUUCCCGUUGCUGAAAGAAAAUCGACUCCCUAAUGAAGAUCCGUUAGUGAAGAUGUCGGCGUUGAGGAAGGAGGCGAAUUCUAUGGUGAUGAGAUCUUCAGAUCGGCAACUGAUGGAUAGAUCCAAGCUUGAAGUGACCCCUUUUCUGGUGGAUGAUCUGGUAGAGAAAGAACCGAUGGGGAUGAUACCGCCGAUGGAGACGAUGAAGUCCUUACCGGUGGAGAGAUUUCCAGUUAGGCAAAAGGAUCGAUCCACCUUUGAUGCGAGAUCUGCGCAUGAGAGUGGCCGUUUGGAGAGGGAUGAUCGGCCCCCUGUUGCUGGUUCGAAUCGCAUGGAAGAAGGCAGGCGUGGCAGAGACGGACCACGCUUUGAAAAGGGCGGGUCGGGCAGACCCAGGUCCAAAGACCCACGUGAUUUGGCCCAGAUUCACUGGCCCAAUAACCAUUUAAAUGAUCAAAGUUACAAAAAUAAGCUCAGGCCCAAUAUUACUUCUCAAGCUCAUUCUUUCCUCCAACAGGGACCAAUUAAUAGGAGCCACUCGAGGCCUCCUGUGCAACCAAUUAAUUCUUGGGCAGAUGUUAUUGAAUGUCAUAUCCAACGGGUUCCUACGCGGUUGGAAUAUUUUCCACCAUCAGAUGGAGAUUGUAGCAGAAACGAGGAUGGAUGAGGCAUAAAAUAGCAUUUAGCAAAGUGCAUGAUAAGUUGAAUGUAUGUUAUGUAGCUCAUGUAUUUAAGUUCUGCUACUUUGAAUUCUGAACGUUUUGAG
Messenger RNA from Diospyros lotus (date-plum), 905 nucleotides. RefSeq lists its product as uncharacterized. NCBI's taxonomy places the organism in Eukaryota, Viridiplantae, Streptophyta, Magnoliopsida, Ericales, Ebenaceae. The transcript has 2 exons. Bases 18 to 806 code for a protein of 262 amino acids. The record is from RefSeq and is a predicted model, not a curated record.